AUGUCUUUUCGUCUAAAUUUUCAACCAAUUCUGACAUUAAUAUAUAACCCAAAAUGCAGUAAAUCAAACAAAGCUUUACAAAUAUUGAACGAAACACUUGAGAAAGAGCCUGAUAUUUUUAAACUUGAUGUCUUGGAUUAUCAAAAACAACCUUUAACAAACGACCAACUUCGAUCCAUUGUUGAUUAUUUAGGUAUAAAAGAUAAUAAUGGUUUCAGUAGUAUUCUAAGAAGCGAUGACGCAAGUGGAAAUGUUAAUAACAAUAUUUCUCAGAAGGAAGGAAAAGGAAAUACAUCUGCAACUGCUACUAAUAAUACUGCUGAAUCUCCAAAUAUUCCUCUUCCUAGCACAACACAAGAAUUACUUGAAAUUGUCAAACAACAACCUAUAAGAUUACAAAGACCUAUUUUAGUUGAUUGGAAUAAAGGCAAGGCUAUUAUUGCUCGUCCACCAGAAAAGAUUACUGAUUUUUUAUAUGAAUUAGAUACACAAAAUCCACUUGAACUCCUUCGUGAAUAUAAUUUACAUAAAAAACCUAUUCAACUUCUUGAUUCAAACCAUAUAACUACAACUUUUAUGAAUUUUGCCUCAGCAGAAUAUUAUAAACUUGACAUCCUUUAUCAUGGUCUAACCACUAAAAAUAUCAAUUUGACAAUUACAAUGAAGACAUAUUCAGAAUUCAACUUUCAAGUUGAUAAAUUCCUAAGAAUGGCUGGUGAAGUCUUUUUAAAAGGAAAAAGUCACGAUAUAAGUUUACAUGACAAUAGAAACUCACAUUCUAUUCCUAGAGCAGCAAAUCGUUUUAUGCAAAAAUCCUUUGAUAAAAAUUUAUUAGUUCCAUUGAUACUUGUUCCAUCUGCUCCCAAUCAUCCACAAUUUUAUUUAGAAUUAUUAAAUUCACUCGACACCAAUCCCGCUAGUGGUAGUGAUACUACUAGCAACAAUACAUGUAAAGUAUUAUUUAUGAAGUAUGAUCAACUUCGAUUAGAAAGGAUUGUCGGUAGUGAUCGUAUAAACCGAAUGAUUUCUUCUACUACUUCUG
Molecule: messenger RNA, 1042 nt
Organism: Entrophospora sp. SA101
Lineage: Eukaryota; Fungi; Glomeromycota; Glomeromycetes; Entrophosporales; Entrophosporaceae
Source: the annotation of a GenBank genome assembly